AUGUACAGUUCCUGCUACACGUGUCGUCGCAGACAUGUCGAAUGUCAAAUGUCCCAGCCCCCGUGUAAAAAGUGCCAGAAGGCCGGGCUUGAAUGCCUCCAAAAGAGGCCCCUUCGCUGGGUCAAAGGCGCAACUUUCCGCGGCACUGCAAAGCCAUCCACAUCCACAGACACACCGCCAUCCAAGCCGAUAUCCCCUCCUCAGUCCGACUCCGAAAUGAAGAUUCUGAAUGGGGAAGAUCUGUGGCAUACCGGAGUCUUGGAUAGCCUCCUUCUCCGCACACCUUCAAAUUUAGACGAGCCCGUUACUCGAGGUCUAGACGAGGAUUCUCGAUACUACCUGAACUACUACAGAAAAUGCGUAUGCAAGCUGUUUGUCAUGUUCGAUAGCCAACGCAAUCCCCUCAGACAGCUCAUUCCCGCGGCCAUCGCCCAUCCCGUGCUGAUGGCGUCCGUCAUCGCUCUCUCAGCGCGACACCGAGCAAACGCUACCCAGACGUUCGAACAGAUCCAAGCAAGCGACUACUCCCAGGCACUGAAGCCUCGCUACAACGCUUCUUUGUACAAAUACCGGGCGAUCAAAGGGCUUUCGGAGGCCCUGGGCGACGGAACUACUUCGGUCGAUAUCUUGAUCAUCAGCGCAUUCUUGUUGAUUCUUCUGGAUCUAUUCGAGUCGGGAAAUGAUAAAUGGAAUUUUCACAUCGAAGGAGUCAAGAAACUCAUUGCGGGGAUUCAGAUUCCGGCGAGCUCGCGGGAGCUGGGAACAACCAUCCAAGGGAUGUGCGAAUUCGCUAUGCGACAGGUGUACUUAAUCGAUACUUUAGGCACGACCUUCACGCGUCCUGGGUUACUUGCCACCUCCGAGCCCAACCACCCGUCUACGGCCCUCCAGAUGAGCGUUGACAAGGCUUACUUGGGUUGCCCGGAAUACUUCCUGAAUGCUCUUCGGUCUUUCUCGGCAGCUAGGGACUGCCUGGCGAGCUCCGAAUGCCUUGACACCAUCGAUGCGUAUUCGCUGCUCCAAACCAUCCAGGUCUCACUGGAGUCUACGCAGAGCUUUGACUGCCAUGCCUGGGCUACGGAACUUGAGCCUUCUCUGUCGACUUUCACUGGGCCAGCACAAUCUCUCCCGCUUUUGGAGAAGUUAGGUCAGGCCUAUAAAUUGGGGACAUUGAUCUACGGUUGGCGUGUCUGCGAUGUGUUCACGGGAGACUCGACUCCGUUGGAGGACAUAGUCGGGGAGCUGAUCAGCACCGUUGCCGCGCUACGGAGCAAUGAGGCGCUGUUCAAGUGCAUCCUCUGGCCCUUGUUCGUUGCAGGCCUGGAAUCUCGGGAUGCGUGCCAGAGGCAGUUGGUGGGUGAUUGCCUUCGCAGGUUCUGGUUCGAAACCAAGUGUAUCAAUGUGAUCAAUGCAGAGAAGAUUCUGCAGCGAUUCUGGGCCGAGGCCGAGCAGAAACCGAAUUCUAGGUCCAAUUGGAUCUUCAGUAUGGGACAAGUAGAUGGCGAUUGGCUUCUGAUAUGA
This is a messenger RNA of Aspergillus aculeatus ATCC 16872, 1521 nucleotides long. RefSeq lists its product as uncharacterized. Lineage: Eukaryota; Fungi; Ascomycota; Eurotiomycetes; Eurotiales; Aspergillaceae. The transcript is spliced from 3 exons. Bases 1 to 1521 code for a protein of 506 amino acids. Gene Ontology annotation, molecular function: transcription cis-regulatory region binding; zinc ion binding; DNA-binding transcription factor activity, RNA polymerase II-specific. Gene Ontology annotation, biological process: positive regulation of transcription by RNA polymerase II. The record is from RefSeq and is a predicted model, not a curated record. Gene Ontology annotation, cellular component: nucleus.